Microbotryum saponariae is the source of this 2895-nucleotide messenger RNA. The record is from the annotation of a GenBank genome assembly. NCBI's taxonomy places the organism in Eukaryota, Fungi, Basidiomycota, Microbotryomycetes, Microbotryales, Microbotryaceae.
AUGACCAAGGGAACGAGCGUUGCAUCGCCGAGCGCGCGAUGGCGGCUGUGGUUGCGCUUGCGGUCGGGGCUGCUGCUGGUGGGGAUGCUCGUGGUGACGACAUCGUGGUGGCCCGUGGCACACGCCCGCUUCCCCGGCGUCGAGCAACGCUUCGUCGAGGAAAAGCUCAUCAACACGGGCUCCUUGGGCCUUCCCGAUGAUGGUCAGUCUCUUGCUGUUGCUGGCUCUCUGCAUCUGUUGCAGCGUCCAUGUCGGCUGUGUCCGCUCGGGCUCUCGUCCAUGCCAGAUCGGGGCCGAUGACUUGAUCGCAGCAGCAGACGAACAGCCUGUCAGCGGGCAGAUGCACCGUCUACAGCGUAUACCGAGCAAGCGCUCACCCGGCCUUCCCGCCGGUAACUUCUUUCUGCUCCACACCCCAGGGCUUGUCGCCGCUUUCGGGGAUUUCAACGGCGACCAGCUGCUGGACCUGUUCCACCUUUCCGCCACCCAGCGAACCGUUUCGGUCUACACCUGGAGCCGAGCUCAGUACAGAUGGCAGGAGCAGGUGCAGGCGAGGAUUCGUACCGCCUCGGACUUCAUCAUCACCAACAUCGUCCCCGGUGACUUCGACUACAACGGUCGGCUUGACCUCUUGCUCAUGGGUGGCAGUAAACCUGGAGGGUGGUGGGGCCACGACGAGUUGGCCAUCAAGGUCUUCCUGCAGCAACGCAAUGGCACAUUCGGUGCGUUCGCCCGUACCGGUUCAACAGAACAGACUUCGUUCCUCGGACCUGACCUGGUGCAAACGCACACGGCCCGUCCUUUGCCGAUCCUCACUCUCCAGUCGAAGGACCUCCAAUUCCGACCUCCGGCCUCCCACAGCCCACAAUCUUCGAUGUGACAGGCAGCAUGAGAGCCGAUCUACUCGGCGUUUCCACAAACUCAAAGACGACGCUCAAGCUCUGGAAGAACGUAUGGACAGAGACGGAUCGAACCAACCUCUUUGACCUGUGAGCUUAUUGCCAAGGUCGAGAAACUCAAAGAGCAGGGGACCACGGUCUGCUCUGCUACCUCCAUCCUCCUCAUCAUAAUGAACUACGUCUCUGCUCAGAGUCGAUCCACCAUUUAAAGGCCAAGAUUUCGAUUGCAGGCUACCCGAACCGCACUUCAAUGCUUUUGUGGACCUCGACGGCGAUUGUCUCGCCGAUCUCUUCUUGACCUGCCAGCCCGAUGAAGACGUACCCAACCGAUUAACCUAUCAGAUCUGGCUCAACGACAAACAAGGAAGUUAUCGGCUCGCCAGGGAGGGGAAUCUUCCCUACGGAACCAAAAGCGUCGGGUUCGCAGACAUGGAUCGUGAUGGAACCAUCGAUAUGGUCGUCACCUCGUGUUCGAGUCGAGGCGAAUGCACCCUGUCCGUCGCCUACAACGAACAGAUGCCGCUGUGUGGCGCCGAAACGACAGGAUCGGCGGCGUGCCGCGAGCCUGAUGCGCUUUGUGUUGCCGAUCCAAAGUUCAACUUCGACUUGUCAACCGCGUCGAAUCCCUCCUUCACUUCAAUACCCAUCUCAACCUUGCUUCCAGGCGCUACCUUGAUCACGCAAUCAACGUCGUUUCGUGGUUCGCAUCCCACGCCUCCCUCAAUCGGGGAUUACAAUAUUGAUGGCUACCCCGACCUAUUGCUAUUGACGACUCAAGCGGGUGAAGGGAGGAAUGUCAAGUUGCUGCAAUCUCGGCCGUGCGAUAAGGCCAGCUGCACGCCUGGAGAAGUGAAGGCGCGGAGGAGGGCCUUUGCCGAGGUCACAGCUGGCGCCGAGGUGUUGACAAAAAUAAGGGAUGCAGAAAGUGCCCAUUGGAUUGACAUAGACGACGAUGUGAGCCAACCUAGCGAGCCCAUAAUUUCACUGGACAAUGCAGCGGUGCUCGGUUACUAACAUAUCGGACGUCCGUUUCCAGGGAUCGCUCGACAUCAUGGUCCAGAGGAGCAGCUCGUCGGUUGCCACACGCAAAGUUGACUUCAUCAAAAACAACUUCUUCCAUGACGCCUUCUUCAUGAAAGCACUGAGUCAGUACUUCGGCACUUUUCCAAGUCAACACUCAGCUGACCCGAGAAAAUGUGCGUGGUGGCGCAAAUGCUGUAUCGCAGCCUUGAAUGGCGCAUGUCGAGCAUGGUGUGAGCCUGCCGGCGAGCCACGAUACCGGGUGAGUAGUCAUGCAAUGUGCCACAUACGGAUACUUCUGAUCAAAUAGCUCUCUGCAGCCGUAUGGGGCGAGCUACUCUGGGGCAUCGUACAAGUUUUCUGUGAUGGAUCCGACCGGCGCUCGGCGAUCGACUCAAGGUGCGUGCACGGGCCAUUAUAGCCAUGUCUCUCUCGCCUCGUGCGCCGCCCUCUGACGGGACGGUUCGCGGGUGGAGUGUGUUGCGCGCUGACCCCGUCUUUCAAAUUUCGGACCGCUGCAGUCGCCCAGUUGCCGCGUUCGACCUAUAUGUCACUGGGUACGCCGUAUUCGUAUUUUGGGCUCGGACGCACGAACAACUACGUCGAGAAUCUCUUUAUUGGCGUGACUCGCCAUCAAGACCAACACUUCAUCAAUAUCGAAGGCCUGAUCCCCAACUCGCAGAUCGUCAUCGUACCCUGGCAGCCUGAUUGGGCCAGCGAUCCGAGUUCGUGGACGCGAGAGCUGUUUCUGCACCCCGGCGACUGGAUCCCAUGGGUCACCAUCGUGUUGGGCGCGGCAACACUGCUCUUGGGGGCGAUCGUCGUGUCGUUGCAUUUCAACGAGAAGGUGGGCACAGCUUUCCGAGUCCUGCAAGCGCUCCCCGACGUCGGAGUGCGCACGCUGAUCGCGCUUUGUUCCCUUCGUUCGCUCGUGUCGGUUCGCGGUUCUCCUCUCCGUGCCCCUUUCCUGCGAUAA